ACCUAGCAACAGCAAUGAUUAGUAACACUGACUGCCUUUCCAUGUGCUUAUUGGCCAUUCAUGUUUCUCUUUGGAGAAAUAUCUGGUCAGAUCCUUUGCCCAUUUUUGAACUGACUUCUUUGGUUUCUUGUUGAGUUACAGGAGUUCUGUCUGUAUUCUGGUUAUCAAUCCCUUAUCAGGAGCCUAUCCUAUGGAAAGAACCUGAAAAUCCAACUCCAGGACUUGGCCUAGGAACUCAGGAGACCCUCUCUGUGGACAUCCUAGAAUAUCUAUGGUGAACCAGGGAGCCAGGGCUGGUUAUUUUUAAAGAGCUUAAUGUCUUAUUCCAAGGGGACAGAGCACUCAUGGUGGAAACAAAGGCAUCAUGUUAGACUGGCUGGGGGAGAAAUUUGAAUUUGAAGGACUUUCCCAGAAAUUAUACCAUCCAGGCACUCCUCACUUCCGCCUGGCGCCUUGCUGCCCUGGAUGAGUUCUUUAUGGGCCGCAUGGACUUUGGACACUCUAGCCUGGAAAAGAAGCCAUGCCAUAGGCUGUGGUCUCAUCCUUGUGCCAAGAUCACACAGAAGCCAGAGAUUAUCCCUUGUCUGGUGCCGCCUAGGGUUCCCAAGCCUUGGAAAUUAACUGGCCUGAGAGCUCACCUGCCUACCUGGUCCCUGCAGGGUCAGCUCCUCAUGGACCCCAUUAGUCUCCAACUGGGCACCAGGAACCUGCAUGGAUGUCUCGUGAGGCUGCUCAGCAGAGACCUAGAAUGGCUAAACGCCAAGGUGAAGUUACUCCUCCCCAAUAUGGACCUGGGCUCUGGAAAUCAGGCCCUAGACCCCACACAGAGGGUCAUCCUGAUACUCCAAAAGCUGCAUACCCAGGGUCCGACCACCUGGAAGUCAUUCAUCCACUGCGUGUGCAUGGAGCAGGAUGUGCCGCUGGACAUGGAGGUGCCGCUGAUGAGCACGUGGGGCCACGAAGACGGCUUCCCCAGUUUUCUGGAAAUUGGCGAGGAAAGCCAAUCAGACUCUCAGCUCCACCCUGGCCUCAAGCGGCCUCAUCAGAGCUGUGGGUCCUCACCUCGUCCAAAACAGCUCAGGAAGCAGCAACAAGAGUUGGCCAAGAGGUACCUGCAGCUACUGAGAACUUCUGCCCAGCAGCGCUAUGGCGACAGGACCCCCGGGCCGGGGCAGCCGUUGGCCUUCCACCAAGCCUACGUCCCUCCAAUCUUGCAAUGGAGCCGUGCCUCGGCGCCCUUCCACACGCAGGAGGGUGCCGUGACAGGGGACCCCAAGGCAGAAGAUGGCGCCCUCGUGAACAUUCGGGACCUCUUCAGUACCAAGGCCAGCAAGGGCCCGAGAGUGAGGGUGCUUCUGGGGAAGGCAGGCAUGGGCAAGACCACGCUGGCCCACCGGCUCUGCCGGAAGUGGGCUGAUGGUCAGCUGGACCGCUUCCAGGCCGUGUUCCUUUUCGAAUUCCGCCAGCUCAACCUGAUCACAGGUUCCUUGACGCUGCCGCAACUCCUUUUUGAUGUGUACCUGAGGCCCGAGGCCAGCCCCGAGGCUGUCUUCCAGCACCUGAAGGAGAACGCGGACGGAAUCCUGCUGAUCUUCGACGGGCUGGACGAGAUCCUCCAGCCCUGCUCUGACAGCGAGACCGCGGAUCCGGAGGACCCGGCGUCCGCCCUCACCCUCUUCUCCCGUCUCUGCCAUGGGACCCUCCUGCCUGGCUGCUGGGUGAUGGCCACCUCCCGUCCAGGGAAGCUGCCUGCCUGCCUGCCCACCGAGGCGGCCACGGUCCACAUGUGGGGCUUCGACGGCCCGCGGGUGGAGGAGUACGUGAACCACUUCUUCAGUGACCAGCCUUCCCAGGAGGCGGCCCUGGCAGAGCUGCGCGCGGACAGACACCUCUGGAGCCUGUGUGCAGUGCCUGCGCUGUGCCGAGUCGCCUGCCUCUGCCUCCAUCACCUGCUCCCGGACAGGUCUCCAGGCCAGUCGGCGGCCCUCCUGCCUACCAUGACGCAGAACUAUGUGCAGAUGCUCCUCACCCUCAACCCCCGAGGGGUCCUGCCUGCUGAGCCCCUGCUGGGUCUCGGGGAGGUGGCCCUGAGCGGCCUGAAGUCAGGGAAGGUCAUCUUCUCUGCAGGAGACAUCCCUGCAUCCACCCUGGCCUUUGGGGCUGCCCUUGGCCUGCUGACCUCUUUCUGCGUGCGCACGGGGCCCGGGCACCAGGACACGGGCUACGCCUUCUCCCACCUCAGCCUGCAGGAGUUCUUCGCGGCCCUGCACCUGAUGGCCAGUCCCCAGGUGGACAGAGAGACCCUCAGCCAACACGUCACCCUGCAUUCUCGCUGGGUGCAGCGGACCAAAGCCAGGCUGGGCCUGUUGGACCACCUUCCCACCUUUCUGGCCGGCCUGGCGUCCCACGCCUGCCGCGCCUUCCUCAGCCUCCUGGCUCAGCGGGAGGAAGAGUGGGUGGCUGACAAGCAGGCGGCAGUCCUGCAGGCACUGAGGAAGUUGGCCACCCGUCGGCUCACGGGGCCCAAGGUUGUCGAGCUGUGUCACUGUGUGGGUGAGACGCAGGAGCCUGAGUUGGCCGGCUUCAUGGCCCACAGCCUCCCCCAGCAGCUGCCCUUCCACAACUUCCUGCUGACCUACGCUGACCUGGCCUCCCUGACCAACAUCCUGGGGCACAGGGAUGGCCCCAUCCACCUGGAUUUUGAGGGCUGCCCCCUGGAGCCCCGCUGCCCUGAAACCCUGGCAGGCUGUGGGCAGGUAGAGAAUCUCAGCUUUAAGAGUAGGAAGUGUGGGGACGCCUUUGCAGAAGCCCUCUCCAGGAGCUUGCCAACGAUGGGGAGCCUGAAGAAGCUGGGGUUAGCAGGAAGUAAGAUCACUGCUCGAGGCAUCAGCCACCUGGUACAGGCUUUGCCCCUCUGCCCACAGCUGGAGGAGGUCAGCUUCCAGGACAAUCAGCUCAAGGACAGGGAAGUGCUGGACAUCGUGAAGGUACUCUCUCGCCUACCACGGCUCCAGAAACUUGACCUGAGCCGCAACAGUGUCUCCGUGUCAACACUACUCUCCUUGACAAAGGUGGCGGUCACGUGCCCUACCGUCAGGAUGCUCCAGGUCAGAGACCCAGACUUACAGGGAAAUGCCAACCAGAGGAAAGAGGCUCAGAGGAGAUGCCUGGCACUCAGGCUCCAGAAGUGUCAGCUUGGGGUCCAUGAUGUGGAGGUGCUCAUAGCCCAGCUGCGGGAAGGUCCACAACUGGAUGAAGUGGACCUCUCAGGGAACCAGCUCAAAGAUGAAGGCUGUCGACUGAUGGCAGAGGCUGCUCCUCAACUGCACAUCACGAAGAAGCUGAACCUCAGCGACAAUGGGCUUUCUGUGACCGGGGUGCUGGGUAUGCUGAGUGUGGUGAGCAUGUGCCAAACCCUGACAGAGCUACAUAUCAGCCUGCUGCACAAAACUGUGGUCUUCACGUUUGCCCCUGAGCAAGAGGAGCAGGAGGGGACCCAGAAGAGGGCUACGUUUCCUGACAGCCUUACGUUCCAGAUGCCCUCUGAGCCGUCCUUGCGCUCCCCGAGGAUCAGGUACCACCGUGAUGGCCUGCAGGCUCCUCCGUGGCUCCAGCCUCCUCCCUUCCUGGGUGCAGGGUCUGUCCCCGAGCCCCAGCCCCAGGUGCUCCCAGAGGACAUGACCUGCUGUCCUGACCUGGUUUUCCUGCCUGUCGCCUCCCCUGCCCAGCCCACCCCACAUGGGGCUCACAGGACAGCCCCUCAGUCACCUUCCCUGCCCAAGGUCCCCACCCCUGUCAGCCCCCCAGACCUCCACUUAUCAGGCAAUGCUCUGGGGGAUGAAGGUGUGGCCCUGCUGGCUCGGCUGCUCCCAGGACUGGGUUCUCUGCAGUCCUUGAACCUCAGUGAGAACGGCUUGUCCCUGGAGGGUGUGUUCCGUUUGACCCAGUGCUUCUCUACUCUGCGGUGGCUCCUACAUUUGGAAUUCAGCUUUGCAAGCCAACACGUCAUCCUGAGAGGUGACAAAAGAGGCAGGGAUCUGUUAGCUGCUGGAUCUUUGCCAGAGUUCCGAGCUGGAGCCCGGUUGGGGUUUGGUCAGCGCCACAUCCCCAGGAGCUUCUGCCUCAGGGAAUGUCAGCUGGAGCCCCCGAGCAUCUCCCACCUCUGCAAGUCUCUGGAGAAGUGCCCGGGGCCCCUGGAAGUCCAAUUGUCCUGCGAGGUGCUGAGUGACCAGAGCCUGGAGACCCUGCUGCACUGCCUACCACAGCUCCCCCAGCUAAGCCUGCUGCAACUGAGCCAGACGCAACUGCCUCCAAGGAGCCCCUUCCUGCUAGCUGACCUCUUUAACCUGUGCCCACAAGUUCAGAAGGUGGAUCUCAGGUCCCUGCGUCAUUUGACCCUGCACUUCAGGUCUGGUGAGGAGCAGGAAGACAGGUGCUGUUGCAGGUUUACUGACUGCGGCCUCCGCCAGGAACACGUGAAGCCACUGUGCUGGUUGCUGAGCAAGGACCUCAACCAGCUGGACCUCUCAGCAAACCUGCUGGGUGAUGAUGGGCUCAGGUGCCUCCUGGAACGCCUCCCCCAGGUGCCCAUCUCCGGUUCACUUGAUCUAAGCCACAACAGUAUGUCUCAGGAAAGCGUCUUGUCCCUGCUGGAGGCUCUGCCCUCCUGUCCACGUGUCCGGGAGGCCUCAGUGAACCUGGGCUCCAAGCAGAGCUUCUGGAUUCACUUCUCCCGACAGGAGGAGACUGGGAAGACACUAAGGCUGAGCGAGUGCCACUUCAAGCCAGAGCACGUGCCCAGACUGGCCACCAGCCUGAGCCAGGCCCUGCAGCUGACAGAGCUCAUGCUGACCUGUUGUUUCCCCGGUCUGGAGCAGCUGACCGUCCUCCUGGGUCUGCUAACGUGGCCGAUGGGGCUGCUCACUCUCAGGGUGGAGGAGCCCUGGGUGGGCAGAGCCGGGGUGCUCACGCUGCUGGAAGUCUGUGCCCAGGCCUCAGGCAACAUCACUGAAAUAAGCAUCUCCAAGACCCAGCAACAGCUCUGUAUCCAGCUGGAAUUUCCCCAUCAGGAGAACCCAGAAGCCGUGGCCCUCAGGCUGGCUCACUGUGACCUGGGAACCCACCAAAACCUCCUUGCCAGGCAGCUGAUGGAGACAUGUGCCCGGCUGCGGCAGCUCAGCUUGUCCCAAGUGAACCUCUGUGAUGCCAGCUCUCUGCUGCUGCAAAGCCUCCUGCUAUCCCUCUCUGAGCUGAAGAACUUCCGGCUGACCUCCAGUUGUGUGAGCUCCAAGGGGCUAGCCCACCUGACAUCUGGUCUGAGCCAUUGUCACCUUCUGGAGGAGCUGGACUUGUCUAACAGUCAACUUGGUGAGGAGGGCACCAAGAUGUUGUUGGGGGCCCUUGAGGGCAAGUGCAGGCUGAAGAGGCUUGACCUCAGCCACCUCCCACUGGGCGGCUCCACCCUGGCUGUGCUCACUCAAGGACUCGGCCACAUGGCAUUCCUGCAGAGCCUCCGUCUGAGCAGGAGCAACGUCGAUGACGUCGGCUGCUGCCACCUUUCAAAGGCUCUCAGAGCUGCCACCAGCUUGGAGGAGCUGGGCUUGAGCCACAACCAGAUCGGAGACACCGGUGCCCAGGACUUAGCUGCUGUCCUGCCGGGGCUCCCUGAGCUCAGGAAGAUAGACCUCACAGCGAAUGGCAUCGGCCCAGCAGGGGGAGCGCGGUUGGCAGACUCUCUCACCCUUUGCACGCACCUCGAGGAGCUGAUGCUUGGCUUCAAUGCCCUGGGAGACUGCACAGCCCUGGGUCUGGCCAACGGGCUCCCCCGGCACCUGAGGGUCCUGCACCUGCCAUCCAGCCAUCUGAGCCCAGAGGGGGUGCUGAGCCUGGGCCAGGCCCUGGAUGGAUGCCCACACGUGGAAGAGAUCAGCUUGGCAGAGAACAGCCUGACCGGAGGGGUCCCGCGUUUCCAUCAGGGGCUCCCACUGCUCCGGCAGCUUGACCUGGUGUCGUGUGAGAUUGACAACCAGACCGCCAAGCCCCUCGCCGCCAGCUUCGUGCUCUGUCCGGCCCUGGAAGAAAUCAUGCUGUCCUGGAAUCUGCUCGGGGAUGAGGCAGCUGCUGAGCUGGCCCGGGUCCUGCCACAGAUGGGCCGGCUGAAGAGAGUGGACCUGGAGAAGAAUCGGAUCACAGCUUAUGGAGCCUGGCUCCUGGCUGAAGGGCUGGCUCAGGGAUCUGGCAUCCAAGUCAUUCGCCUCUGGAAUAACCCCAUUCCCCCGGACAUGGCCCAGCAUCUGCAGAACCAGGAGCCCAGGCUGGAUUUUGCUUUCUUCGACAACCAGCCACAAGUCAUCCCCCGGGGUACCUGAUGGUGCCCUCAAGUGCGUUUGAAUCCAGCCGGGUGAUGCCAAUUUCCAUCCACGAGGAUAGAGGGCUCAUGAAAAAAGCUGGCUGUCCCUGGAUCAAGAGGGAGAAACACGCUUUUCCUGUAGCAGUCUUCAGGGAGGACAUUUUUGGUGACAAAGAGCAGAGUAUGACUACCCUACAUCCCAUGGGACAUGCAUGGCCAGUCGGGAACAUGAAGCACAAUGAGCAUGUCAUGGUGCAGUGUGUGAUGUGGAAGGUCACAUGUGGGAACAUUCCACGUGACAUUGCACAAUACCUGCAGUGUGGCUUGUGGGUCAGUGGCAUGGGUCCUGGCACUACAUGUGAUGGGUGGUUCAUAUAUGAGAUGUGACAGAUGUCCAGGUCUUGGGCCAUGUGACUGGCCAUAUUCCCUCAGGCUGGUCCAAGAUCUAAUUUAUUACUUUUUAAAACCAAAUCUGUAUUUAUAAAUUGCAUUUCCAGAGCAGCUAAACCAGGGAACAUCUUCUGCCCAGAAUGGGCUGGGGAGAGUGUCCAAGCACUAACAAGCCAGGGAUUUAGCCAUGAGGCUUCUCAAUGAGUGUCUUCCUGCCUCAAGUCUCAGUUUUCCCAUCUGUAAACUGGAUCACCUCCUCUCCCUUAAUUUCCAAGGUCUUUGGGCCCAACUCCAGGUCGAGCCAGCAUGACCUUGAAUGGGCCCCGUCUGUGUGGUGUAAGGGACGAAGCUAGGCCUAAGGGUGCAGGGGGUGGGGACUGUCAAGACAGUCAGGAAAGAUCACUGGAUCCAGCCACUACCUCAGCACAAUCUGAUCAAGCACGCAGGGGCUACAUGUUACACCAUGUCCUCAUUACUUCCAAGAGGGGCCAAGGGUGGUCCUGCUACACUGUAACCCUAGUUUGACCAAUAAAUGUGGGUGAUCUUCCA
Odocoileus virginianus texanus is the source of this 7288-nucleotide messenger RNA. Lineage: Eukaryota; Metazoa; Chordata; Mammalia; Artiodactyla; Cervidae. The record is from RefSeq and is a predicted model, not a curated record.